AACUAUAGGGCUGCAAUGAAAACCCAGUCUAAGCGGGUUCAGGCCCAAUUAGGCCCAACAGGGAGACUGACUUGCAGAGAAGGGAGGAAUAAGGGGUUUGGGAGAGGUUUUCUGGGUUUUGUACGAAGUUGUUCGUACAGAUCAGAGAAACAGAGCAACGCCAUUGCCAUGAGCCUCCUCAAGCUCCUUACUGGGCACCACAGGUCACUGGCCCAACACUUUGGCCGCCGAUACUUCUCCUCCGCCGCCGCCGCCGCUUCCACGGAGGAAUACGCAAAGAGGAAUUACGCCAACAAUGUUUCCGAGUACAAUACCGUUAUCGAUUCCAUCACUGCUCAGAGAAGGCACUUCUUGUUGAGGGAUGUGUAUGAGGAUAUGGUGCUGGACGGUGUACAGCCUACAAGGGACACGUUUCAUUCGCUCAUUGCUGGAACAAUGAAAGGAGCUCGGUUGCAGGAUGCUUUCUUCUUCACUGAUGAAAUGAAGUCUAUGGGUUUGGUUCCUGAUGUUACAUUGUACAACAUUUUGAUCUCACUUUGUGGAAAGUGCCAUAACUCUGAUCAGGCAAUUCGGGUUUUGGAGGAUAUGAAGAUAUUCGAAGUUAAGCCAAUGGUGCAGUCCUACGUCUGUCUGCUUAAUGCAUGUGCUGCUGCUGGCCGCUUAGAUAGAGUGUAUGCCAUUAUUCGAGAUAUGACUGCUGCUGGCCUUGGGCUAAAUAAGUAUUGCUAUGCAGGACUUAUAACAGCAUAUAAAAACAAAACACCUGUACCAGAAGAUUUUGCAUCCAAAAUCAUUGAGUUUGUCGAGCGAUCAAAAGAGUGGACAUCGGUUGAAUCAUCCAGUGUCUCUGCUGAUAAUAUGAUGAUGGGUGUCUCUUUAGAGGAGUUAUAUAAUAUGCCUACGGCUGAUUAUGCUCAUCGGAGAGGGGGAUUUAUUAGUAAUCAACUGACUAUAUAUCACGUUGCAUUUCAUGCUUGUGCAGACCUCAAAAAUGUCAAGUUGAUGGAGACUCUUUCAGAGAUGUUACAGAAGGAUGGAAAAGUUCCUGAUACAUUUAUUACGAUGCAAAUUAUGAGGUGCUAUUUACACUCUGGGGACCUUGACAAUGGUCUAAAAACUUUUGAAGAUUACAUGAAUUCAGGGAGAUCUGCUCCAGCUGCGGAGCUAUUCGUAACUCUUGUGGAGGGAGCCAUGCUCGGGUAUACUCCCAAGGGAAUGCAGAUUGCACAAGACACAUUGGUAAAUAUGAAUUCCAGGGGAUUUUUCUUGAGCCCAAAGAUGGGAAGUGAUCUUCUUCUUCAAGCUGCUGGCGAAAAGACCGGUGGCUAUACUAUUGCCAACCUUAUAUGGGACAUGAUGCAGACCCGCAGAAUGACUCCUACAUUUCCAGCAGUGCAAGCAUAUUACAAUGGCUUAAAAACACGUGAGAUUCCUGCAGAUGAUCCUCGCCUUCUUCAGGUUACUCGAAUUUAUCAGAAUCUUCGCGAAAGAUUUGGACCCGGACGAUCUUAGCUAAGUGAUUUAUGAAAAGGUGUUUUUUUUUUCUCUUCUUUUUUACUAUGCAUCUAGUUUGUUGCAGAGAAACAUUAUCUUUUCAUCCUUUAGCAGCAAAGAGAGAAAUUUCUUCCCAAUUGUAACCUUUAAAAAGGGAAGGCAAAAAGUUGGAAGUUAUGGGAUAAAUAUAUUUAUUGAAUUUCAGUUUUGUUGCAUUCCAUGUUCCAAUUUUUGGUCUUUUAAUUGGAAAAAGUUGAAUAAAAUAAUUCUCAAGUAUAUCACUCAACUACUUGUUUGAAUUUGUUUGACAUUGUUUUUACUUUUAUUUUAAUCUUUUAACACUUUUCUUUUUAAGACUUAUUUUAUUUUUAUAAAGUGGUAAAAUCACCAUUGGAAGUUAUUUGUGAAAAUAUAAGAGAUCGAAAUAGGGAUUUCUUUCUUUCACCACAGAAGCUCCUAUCUUAAGGGUAUGUUAAGUCACACCAUAAACCAUAGGCACCCAAUUUAAAUAUAUAAUCUUAUUUUUUUUAUUGUUAUUGUAAAAUUAAUUUAGUAAAAAUUAUAUUAGUAAUUAUUAGCUAUAUAAAGUUCUCGACUAGAUUUUUUUUUUUCUUUUUUGGGAUCCAUAUUUUCUUUCUCCCCACCCACUUUACUUUUUCUCUUACCAAACAUACAUUUUCUUUUUUUUUUUAUCUCCAUACUUUUCUCUCAAAAAAUUUCACUAAAUGCAAGUAUUUACAUAAUUUUAUAAUUAUUAUUUAAAAAAAAACAAAAAAUAAGUUUAGUAAUCUAUAUUGUCGACAUCAGACAAACAAAUUCCCUCUAAGUUAAUUUAUUAAUUUGAAAUUUUGCUUCCUAAACAUUAACAUGUACUAAAUCAUGACUUAAUUAUUGAAUUUAAGAAUUUUUGUUCAAUUUCAUUUCAAUGAUUGUUUAUGUACUUAGUUAUGCUUUCUAGAUUUUAGAAGGAAAAAUUUUAAUGAUUAAAAUUAACCAAAAAUUAAUACAAAACAAUAUCUAUAAUAGUGAAAUGAAGUUUAGUAUGAAUUUUGAAAUUACAAUAUAGGAAUUACUAAUAAGUAACACGUACACCUUGGUAUCUAAGAAUCUCACCAAUAAGCUCUCCUUUACCAGACCCAACAUAUCUCCCACAAAUCUCACCAUCUCUUAUAAACAAAAAAGUAGGAACUUCAACCACAUCCAUAUCCUUCAAAAAAUCCAUACAGCUUUCGUUUUCAUCCCCAUUCAUUCUUGCAAAAACCACACUAUCAGCCAUUUGCUUAGACAGCUUAACAACCGUCGGAUACACCUUAACGCACGGUCCACAAUGCUUCAAACCCACAUCAAGCACGAUUAACUUGUGAUCGAUUUUAUGACCGUCGAUUAACUUCUCCACGUCAUCACGGCAGUGCAGUUGCACCACAGCUGAGUGGUUAUCACCGUAGUAUAACACGUCUCCCAUCAACAUGUCUGGACCGAUUGCUUCUUCUUCGUGAAUCUUCUCCAUGCUUUUGUAGAAUGUAAAGUGAGGAACUUUAUCGAUCUUUUCUCUCUCGCAAAGCUCUUUCGUUUUAUCUGAUUCGUCUCCCAUUACCAGUAUGAAAACGACGUCGCUACAGCUCCUGCUUAGAUCCACCAUGAAUGGGUAGAUUUGGCUGCUUUGUGAGCUGUCUUUUUUCGCGAAUUCCACCACCACUAAUUUGUUCUUGGCUGCCUUUAGGGCAUCGUCGAAUUCCUCUGCGCUGUGGACUUUCUGUACCUUUUCGUCGUUUAAGGGCUUUUUCUUAGCUCCGGAAGCGGUUGUGGCUUUUGAAACGACGAAAUUGGAACGGUGGGUUUGUUUUAGGGUUUGGGGUUUGGGUUUUGGGGAGGAAGAGGGUAGAAUGGGAAAUAACAAGGAGUUUGAUGAAGUUGUUGUUUUGGGUUUGUGGAGUGUGGAAAGUGAUGAAGGUGUUACUCUAGGUAACAAGUUUGUUAUGGUUGCCAUUGAUGAUGGAGUGAAGAAGGUUACUUAGUAAUGGAUAUUU
Cannabis sativa is the source of this 3521-nucleotide messenger RNA. Its product is annotated as pentatricopeptide repeat-containing protein At4g35850, mitochondrial. NCBI's taxonomy places the organism in Eukaryota, Viridiplantae, Streptophyta, Magnoliopsida, Rosales, Cannabaceae. Bases 16 to 1512 code for a protein of 498 amino acids. The transcript is spliced from 13 exons. Gene Ontology annotation, molecular function: protein binding. The record is from RefSeq and is a predicted model, not a curated record. Gene Ontology annotation, cellular component: mitochondrion.